Acaromyces ingoldii is the source of this 539-nucleotide messenger RNA. RefSeq lists its product as hypothetical. Bases 129 to 539 code for a protein of 136 amino acids. NCBI's taxonomy places the organism in Eukaryota, Fungi, Basidiomycota, Exobasidiomycetes, Exobasidiales, Cryptobasidiaceae. The record is from RefSeq and is a predicted model, not a curated record. The transcript has 2 exons.
GCCAUCGGCACCUACCUCUCUUGUCUUCUGGCCACCUCUGAGCAGCACAGGCGUCUCUGCACAGACCUCGAUCGAAUUCGACUUUGCCUUCUGACUACUAACUCGUGCUGCGCGCAGGACUUGUCGACAUGGCGCCUAUCCCAAUGCUGUCGUUCGCAAAGAGAGACACCUGUCAGGAUCUAAACGGCAUCGACUAUACAUGCGAUGGCUUUGGCGUUGGCCCACGAAUCGGCGUCGGACUGGGAAUCACUGUCGCGAUUCUGCUUGUCAUCGCGAUCUGUUGCGGUGUUGGCUGGAAGAAGCGCCGGAGUCAAGAGCCAGCCCCGAAGAUCACUGCUAUCCAGCUGCCAGAGCAGCCAUAUGACGCGGGAAGAGUUCAAGAGGGUGGAGCCAGGGAUGCUUCGUACCGCAAGCCAGCACCAUCAGAAGAUGGGUCCAGUAACCCUGCUGGCCCUAGCUCGGCGCCCUCUUCGCUCUACGAACAGCCGGCGCAGCCACCGCCCUCGUACCCGAAGCAACCGCCCUCGUAUUCGAAGUAG